Metopolophium dirhodum (rose-grain aphid) is the source of this 3159-nucleotide messenger RNA. RefSeq lists its product as uncharacterized. Gene Ontology annotation, molecular function: protein binding; DNA binding. NCBI's taxonomy places the organism in Eukaryota, Metazoa, Arthropoda, Insecta, Hemiptera, Aphididae. The coding region runs from base 585 to 2855 and encodes 756 amino acids. The record is from RefSeq and is a predicted model, not a curated record. The transcript has 13 exons.
CGUACCGGUGUGAUUUGUGCGUGUUCAGUUAGAUCGUCGAAAGGCUUACACCGCGUUUUAAUCGGUCAGUGGCCAGUGCGAAUAUACGAAUUUCGUUGCACCACAGGUCGGCAGUGUCGUGGCAGUAUUAUAUUAUAUCCGUCGAUAUAUAAUAUUAUAGACGUUGCUGCGUCCGCGCCCGGCACUAUACGUGAUCGUCAAGUCAUCCGUAAGAUCAGCACCACGCGCACGGUGUAUACCAUCCUUGUACCCUGCACCGCGUCGUCAACGCACGACAUGGGUUGCAGAUAGCGGCGCUAAAUCGGUCCACCGUCGAUUGUUCAGAUUGUCCGCCGGCUAUUCCACCGGGCGCUCGCCAUCAGCUGUCGGUGCAUUGUCGUACGCGAGUUUUGCCGUGCACCAGCGAGCGUUUAUUGUUGUUCGUCUCGCCAUCGUCAGUCACGCCGGGAGACGAUCCCCGUCUCAAGUUUCAACCCACGGUCAUCCAGGGUGACGAAACCAAUAAACCAGAACAACAUUUUAUUGGAUUUGAUAUUGAUGAUGAUGUAUGAAUAAUUAUUGAAAAUAAGAAGAAAUUGGUAAAAAUGGAACUAAGUAAAGAAACAGGUGAACCUAUGGAAGUAGAAAAGCCAUCCGUUCUUAAUAACAAUCUUGUUAAUAAAAAGAAACAGUCUAAAUCAAGUAUAUCAUCGCCAGAACCUAAUGACGUUAAGAACAAACGGAGUAAUAAGAGAAAUAAGAAUGACAAUUUACGCAGUGAUCCCUUAAAAUCUUUGGAAUUACAAGUUCCCUCUACUUUAGAACUUAGUACUCCAACAUUCAACCUUACCUCUUCUAACACUAGAACACACCGUACUACAGGUAGAAAAAAUAAUGUAGAUAUCACGGAUGCUAUUUAUAAACUUCCAUUUGAGCAUGGUUGGAAACGAGAAUUAGUAUACAGAGCAUUAAGUGAAUUUACUAUUCGUAAUCGUGCAAGUAGAAGUGGUGAUGUAUACUAUUAUUCUCCAACCAACCAAAAACUUAGAUCAUUACGAGAAAUUCAGGAACAGUUGGACAUGCUAUCUAAUAAAGAUCUAACCAUAGAAAAUUUUACAUUUUUAAAACAACCAAUUGGCAUGAACGAUCGAUCUAAAGAACUGAUCAGAGAUGCAAAUUCUAAAUUAUCUAAAGGAAACUCUUUUGUUGGUGUUGCUGUUAGACCUAAAAAAUCUAAGACACCUGUACAGCGGCAACCAUAUGAUUUUGAAUUGUCAGAUGAUGAAAACAACAAGUCUUCAAGAAAAAGGAAAACUGUUCUUAAAAAUGCUAAGAGUUCCUUUAGAUUGAUAUCUAAAAAAGGUACUUCAGAAUCAAUGAAUACAUCUUCAUCUACACCUGAACAUAUAUCUGAAGACUGCCAAGCUAUUCAAUCUAGUGCAUCACCAAAAGUUACUUCUCCAGAACUUGAGAAAAUUGAUAUAAAUAACACAAUAGUUAAAAGACGGAAUUCAGAAAUCAGUGGUUCUUCAGGAGAAAUUGCAACAUCUUCCGCAUCCAUGCAAUCAUUAAAUUACAUGGUUAAAGUAUUGAGACAUGUUUUUGAAUAUUUGAAAAUGGAUGAGCUAUUAUCAGCUUCUAGAGUAUGUACCGCCUGGAAUAUAAUUGCAAUGAAUAAAUACUUAUGGCAGAAUGUUCGUUUAAAAAAUUCUAUGGUCUAUGAUUGGGAAAGGUUUGUAGACUCAAUUGAUCAACAAAGAACUAAUACAUUAGACACUAGACGUAUGUUGAUACCCUCUAAAAUUGAAGACUUCGAAAGUUUUUGGUUGCAAUUUUCAAAUGCAAUGACAAGAGCAAAACAGUUAAAAUUCAUUGAAUUGUAUAGAUGUCCUGUCCUUGUUGUUGAAGAUAUUAUUUACUCAUUACCUCAAAUUGAAGUACUUAAUGCUUCUUCAAUAAAAAAUCCAAAUUUGAUGAAAGCGUCAAAAAAUCCCAAAGAUUUAAUGUACUUAAACUUAAAUUAUUUGGGACAAAUGAGAAAUCUCACAGAGUUAAGACUAAAAGGUUUAACUGGAAUAAAAUUGACGGCAUUGCCAUCAUUUGAAAAUUUAAUAAAUUUGAAUAAAUUUUCAUUAACCUCUAUUAAAGAAUUUCCAAAAGAGAUCUAUCAGAGUUUGAAUACUAUUACUGAUAAUAUUGAGUUUUUUGAAAUUGGUGAUUGCCAAUGCUUAACAAAGGAUUUUGCCGUGUCACUAAAAAGAUUUGUCAAUUUGAAAUCAUUGAGAUUAGAAAAUUGCUGUAAUGGAUGGGAUCAAUCUGCACAGGAUGUUUUUACUGUCAUUAGAGGUCUUGAAAAGCUCAAUGUUCUGGAAUUGGUAAACAUAGAAUUCAGUAAUUGUGUUGAAGAUGAAUUGGAAAAAUGUGAUGGUAUUAAAGCUUUACUGAUUAUUCCUGCUUAUGUGAGCCAAUCCGCAACUACUAACUGUCACCUGAUUGACUGUCUCAAGAAACUCUCCAAGACAUUAACAUACUUGGUUUGGGGAUUAACUCAUGAGUUACUUCGUGUUACAGACUUAUUUAUAGCUCAAUAUCAACAGAACCAGCAUAUUUUUGGUUAUAAAUUAGAUUUAACCCAUACCAAAGAAGCGAACAACAAUAUACCUAUACUCAGAUCAAGAAUACCUCAACAGCGCCCAGUAGAUGAGGCUACUACUAAAAAAGAAGAAGACAAGUUAGAUAAUGUUAAUAUACUUUCAGUUCCUGAUCUAGAGAAAUUGUUAGAUACUAUGAUGCCUGAUGCUAAGAUUAGGGUAAUUAAAGUUCCCUUUUCAGGAACAAGUAGAGUUUAUUUGAUUGAUCAGUUUAAUGAUAUUUAAAUGGAAUGUAGAAUAUGCAUUUGUUUCUUUACAUGAGAAACCUUUUGCAAUAUAAUUCUAUUUUUUGUGACCAGGAAAAUUUUUUUUUUGUACUUCAAUCUGAAGAUUUUAAUAACAAUUUGAAUUAUUAGUUAUAAUGUAUAUGUAUUAUGUUUUUCUAUAUGUAUAAUUAUAACUGAUCAUUAAUCAUACAUGUUAUCAUACAUUUAGUAGAUUUUUAAUUGUAAUAAUUUUAUUUCAUUUAUAAUUCAAAAUUUUUUUUUCAUUUUUAAAAUAAUAUGAAUCUAUAAUUUGAAAAUGUAAU